GCCACUUCUUUACCUCCAUUGUGUCCACAUUGUCAAAAACCAAUCGCCAUGUUGAAUCCAAAUGAUUUACUCACCAAACAGGACUACAAGACGUACCACUCUUCUUUGCUUUCCAAAUUAAAAAGGCUAGCAAUAAGCAAAAAAGCUGAAGAGGAACAAGAAGAACAGUCACUUUUACCAGAUAUGCCGAUAGAGACAAUAGAAUCGCUCUAUGAAUUGGAAAAUUUAAUAAAAAAUAAUGAAGCAAAAAAUCAAUUGAUAAAAUUUAUCAAGGAUGUUGGUGGGCCCGAUGCCAAAGAAUUUGCUCGGCGUGUCAUGAGUGACCUCAUGACCAAAGAGGUUGCGGUGAAAUUUUCAUGGAGCGGUCAAGGACGAAACACCAAAGAAGGAUAUAAAAAAAAAGAGGCAUUUCAAAGUCUGAAAAUAUCGUCUAUAAUAGCGAGUACAAUCAGCAAAGUGGGAGCCAAUUUUACCCAAGAUGAUGCCAAAAAAGGCAUGAAGAGUUAUUUGCAACACGUUGGGGAGCACAUGUAA
Molecule: messenger RNA, 534 nt
Organism: Trichogramma pretiosum
Lineage: Eukaryota; Metazoa; Arthropoda; Insecta; Hymenoptera; Trichogrammatidae
Exons: 4
Coding region: 49-534 (161 amino acids)
Source: RefSeq, a predicted model, not a curated record